Messenger RNA from Ictalurus punctatus (channel catfish), 2674 nucleotides. RefSeq names its product Ras association domain family member 2a (gene rassf2a). The transcript is spliced from 10 exons. Gene Ontology annotation, biological process: positive regulation of JNK cascade; regulation of non-canonical NF-kappaB signal transduction; signal transduction. The coding region runs from base 305 to 1273 and encodes 322 amino acids. The record is from RefSeq and is a predicted model, not a curated record. Lineage: Eukaryota; Metazoa; Chordata; Actinopteri; Siluriformes; Ictaluridae. Gene Ontology annotation, cellular component: nucleus; cytoplasm.
CCCAUCACGACUCUCUGUCUCGCGCUCUCACACACACGCACGCGCGCACAUACACUGCCCCAUACACAACACCAGCCUGAUUGUGCGGACGGUGCGGUUGAGUCGGGCUCGCGCUCGGCUAGGAAACACUCGUUCGGGUCUGACACGGAACAGCAAUCAGGCCGGAAGUGCGCUGCUCGUGCGUUCGGUUCUGAUCGGAGAUACACGUACAGAAGGAGAGAGCGUGAGGCGCGUGGAGAUAAGGAGGCAGGAAAGCGCGAGGCGCAGACGUUGUCUCCAUCCAUGCAGUCGUGUUACAGUUAAGAUGGAGGACCAGAUUGAAGGUGUUCAGGUCGGGGAGAAUAAAUACGUCAGCAAGAGCAGCAUCCUUGCCCACCUGAAGACCUAUAACCUCUAUUAUGAAGGACAAAACCUGCAGCUGAGACACAGAGAGGAAGAAGGUGAGCUGAUCGUUGAGGGUCUCCUGAAUAUCUCUUGGGGGCUGCGGCGACCAAUCAGAUUGCAGAUGCAGGAUGACAACGAACGAAUCAAACCACCUCCCUCAUCUACAUCCUGGCACUCGGGCUGUAACCUGGGCAACCAGAGCGCUGAGGCUCAGAAACAAGCUCCGCCCUCCAUCGAGGUCACAGCGCCUGAGAGCCGAUCGGAAAACAGCAUGAUGAACGAAAACGACGAGGAGGAGGAGGAGGAGGAAGACACCAGCUCUCAGCUGCUGAGGACCAAAAGUGAUGCGGGUGUUUUGAGGCGCGGUAACAGGCGGUCUCCUAGCGACCAGCGGCGAAUCAGAAGGCACCGUUUCUCCAUCAACGGCCACUUUUACAACCACAAGACAGCGGUGUUCACUCCUGCGUACGGCUCCGUCACUAACGUACGGAUAAACAGCUGCAUGACGACGCCACAGGUGCUGCGUGUUUUACUCAACAAGUUUAAGAUUGAGAACAGUCCUGAUGAUUUUGCGCUCUACAUUGUCCACGCCAGUGGAGAGCGAGUUAAACUGAAGCCCACAGAUCACCCACUGGUGUUGAGGAUCCUACAGGGUCCGUGUGAGCAGGUCUGCAGGAUCUUCCUCAUGGAGCAGGACCUCGGAGAGGAGGUCACGUACGACGUGGCACAGUACAUCAAGUUUGAGAUGCCUGUGCUUCAGAGUUUCAUCACCAAACUGAAAGAGGAGGAAGACAGGGAGGUGCAGAAGCUCAAACGCAGAUAUAAGUAUCUGCGCUUCAUCAUUGAGAAGCAGCUGCAGUGUUCUCCGGAUGGUUCCACGUCCAUGUGAAGAAGCUCCUACGGCUCCGACGCUCCUCCCUCCGUCAUGUCCUCACGCUCCUGAUGUGCUCUUCAUGUCCCUGCAGAAGAGCUCGAGAUCAGCCCGUCUUCUCUGCACGUGCGAUCGAUCGAUCGCAGUCCGUCCUCGCGUGGCUCGCCCACAGCCAGUAUUUUCAAUUAUAUGGAACGAUGGUACUUAUUACCUUUAUUUCUGUGUGAAACGUUACCUGCUUUCGUCACGCAGGAUGGUCCGGGUGGUCUUCAGCGUCGCGAUUGACCAGGAAGGGUUCAGGGUUUUAGAAGUGUUCAGGGUUUUCAGUCGAUUCUUUUCCUGCGUUUCAAAACACGCCGUCGACGUCAUUGCGUACGUGUCACCUACAGCGGCACAAGACGAAGUGUGAAGCUUUCUAAUUGGCUAGCUUGCCGACUAGCUAAGAAAUCCACGUCAAUUAAGUUGCCUAGGAACAUUUGCUAGCUAACUAUGCAAACAGUAAUUAAUCAGAGUUGUAUUAUUAUUACAAUACACGACGCUAAGCAGCUAGCUGGCUAGAAUUAGCGUGCUAGCUGGAAAACAAAGCACACAAUAAAACAUAUAAACGAACAGACACAUCGAAAGCAAGCGAUGCUUGACUAUGACUUUGAUUUUGAAGUACAGAAAUAUAGCUAGCGAAUUAGACGGGUAACAUUAGCGGACUAGCUAAGACGGUUCUAUGGUAAGGAAAUGAGGCAGGCUAGCUAGCUGGAAAAAUUAGCGAACACAAAACUCCCGACAAAUUUUCCAGCUCUUUGGACGUUCCGGCGCUUUCCGACGCUUAAACUUAUAAACAACCUCUUUUUGGUGUGUUAAUUAGCUAGCUAGCAAAGAAAUUGUCAAAUGUCAUAUAGUUAUAUUUUUUAAAUAUUCCAGUUUUAAUAAUUAAAUCUAUAAACGGAUUCCUCUGAUUAUUGUUUUUGGCGCCCCCUAAAGGCACAAAAUAGAAAAGCACAUUCGAUCAACCUGAGCCAGUUGCUUCUGUGUAAGAAGACUCGAUAAUAAGCACAAUAUAACACACACACACACACACACACACACACUACUUUUAUGAACUAGUCAUGUUUAGCAAACCAAUCUCAGCCUAACAUGUGAUGUGUUAAUGUGUAUGAAGUAGUGAACAUGUUUACGCUGUCAUUAACUAAAGCACAAGCUGCAGGAGAAGUUUGUGUGUGUGCGUGUGCGUGUAUGCUUUUAGAGAGAAUAAAUUUGUAAUGUUUUUAUCCCUUUUUGUUAAACUCGCUUCAUUAUUUUUUUACACCACAUUCUCCUCUUGUAAAGUUUUGGAUGCUUAGAGAAAUCUCCAUCCAGCAUGUCUCUAGUUUUAACAGUGAAGUCGAGGUGAAUGCUGACAAAAUUAAACACAAUUGGAAAACAAAA